UCAAGUCCAAAAAUGUAUUUAUUGUAAUUAGAUUUUCAAGUGUUGUUGUUGUUAUUUUAAUCACAAGUAUUUAGAGGUUAUUUUUACAAACAAAAAUACAACAUGUUGAAUCUCACAUGGACACGAUCAAAAUUUCUCUACCAAAUAACAAAAUCAUCAACAAGAUUAUUAUCAAAAGAUGCAAAAAUUAAAAUAAAUUUAAUGCGAGAAUACAAACAAACAUAUGGUACACUUUUAGAGACUAAAAAAGAAAAAAUUAGAAAUUUAAAAAAACUUGAAAAAGAAGGAAAUACAUUAGCUGUUAAUAAUUGUCAAAAUGAUGACAGUGAAUUGUCUUGGAUGUUAGCACACUCAAAUGUCAAAAGUUUAAAGAAAUUUAAAAAAAAAAAUGACACUAAUAAUGUUAAGAAAUUAGUUGAUAAAUCAUCAUCUAAAUUAAAAGAUGAAAAUGUCAACAAUAGUAACAUAAAAAAUACAACAAUUGUCAAAGAAAAUAAUGACAAUUUAUUGGUAAAUAAUAAAGGAGAGUUCAUCAACAAACUAGGAAUUUCAAUAAAUGACAUAUUAAAUUUUCCAAUAAGUAGUAGUUCAAAAGAUGACAGUGACAAUUGGAAUAGUAAUGAAAUUCUUAAAUUAACACCACAAAAUUCAAGUGAUUAUUCACUUCCUGGUGUAACUAGAGUAUUAAAUGAAACUUUGUCUGAUCAGGCCAAAUUAAUGUUAGCAAGAUGGAAAGAAAAAAUGAUAAAAGAACUAGGUGAAGAUGGUUUUAAUCGUUAUCAUCAAGCACAAUUGGAUGACAGUAAAUUAAUGCAUUCAUUAAUUGAAAAUACAUUGAGAAAGAAGCCAGUUGAUGUACCAAGUCAUAUUAAACCCAGUUAUGACAGUGUUAAUUUAGUAUUAAAAAAUAUUGACAAUGUAAGAUGUAUUGAAUCACAAGUGGUCCAUCAAGGUCUAGGCUAUCGUGGCUUUGCUGACUGUGUUGCCUUUUACAGGGGAAAUCUAUGCCUGAUUGAUUGGAAAAAAUCAGAAAAAGCCAAGACUUUAAGCUCAUCUUACGAUUCACCCCUGCAAAUCAGUGCCUACAUUGGAGCUCUCAAUUCGGAUUCAAAUUAUCCAUUUCAGGUAAAAAAGGGUGUUUUGGCAUUUGCUUAUACCAAGGGUAAUCCACCCUCUGUUUUUGAAUUUGAUUCAACAAAAUUAGAAUACUACUGGAAAGAGUGGCUCAAGCGUCUUGCAAAAUAUCACAUGAUGCAUUCAAAAAAUUAAUUAAUUGAUGAGAUAAUAAAGCAAUUUUUUAAAUAUAAAA
Aphidius gifuensis is the source of this 1309-nucleotide messenger RNA. RefSeq names its product mitochondrial genome maintenance exonuclease 1-like. Gene Ontology annotation, molecular function: single-stranded DNA exodeoxyribonuclease activity. Bases 103 to 1269 code for a protein of 388 amino acids. The record is from RefSeq and is a predicted model, not a curated record. NCBI's taxonomy places the organism in Eukaryota, Metazoa, Arthropoda, Insecta, Hymenoptera, Braconidae. Gene Ontology annotation, biological process: mitochondrial DNA replication. Gene Ontology annotation, cellular component: mitochondrion. The transcript has 4 exons.